CCAAGAGCGAGGCCUAUUUGUCUGCUAAGACAUAGGCUCGUGUCGUCUUUGACGUAACAGGCGCUGAGAUUUGUCUUGUUUUGGAGCAUGGCCUAUUAAUGAACAUUGGAACAUAAUGAAGCAAAAAAAAUAAGCUGACAUCUCAUUGUCUUUGGUGGGAAGCUUGACAUUCAAAGUGACUGUUCGAACAGUCCUUUCACCACUGGAGUUUGGAAGGAGAAACAAAAGCAUGAGAAAUAUCCUGGACCUGUGUGUGCUUCUGUUGAUAGCAGGCCCAAAACCAGCCCCGUUAAGGAUGGUAACAGCAGAGGGGUUAAAGGUGAGGCAGUGGCCCCCUUCUCUCACUGUAAUGCGGGGUCAGAGUGCCAACCUGUCCUGCCGUUUCGAGGCCACGUCCUACGGGGUGGACUGGUUCAAGAUAGAGGGGGCCGAAAAGAUCCCCAUCCCACAUUCAGCUGGGCAGACGUCCCUGGUGAUAACCGAGGUGUCCGUGGAGGAUGCCGGUGUGUAUUACUGCGAGGUCAACGUCCUAUACAGAGAUCCAGAGCGAGGAGGCGGCACAAAGCUCAUUGUCCUGGCACCCCCCUUUGUGCCCCAACUACUCCUCCAGGUCCCCUCGGACCCCCAAACGGACCAGUGGGCUCUCCUCUGCGUCACCGGUGGGUUCCACCCACACCACCUCACCCUAACCUGGACACACCAGAGUGGAGACGAUAGCCCACACCACUUUGUUGGCAGCAACUGCACCCUUCACCCUGCCUACCCUCACAUCAACCAAUCACACAGCCUGAUUCCAAAGAUCUCAACUCCUAAUUGGAUGGGAGAGUGUUUACAGGUGACGGACAGCUCCAGAAAGGAAGUGUAUGUAAUCAGUGUGCUGUCCCUCCCCCCGCGGGGGUCUGUGGAGGCUGGGAUCUCCUACACCUGUAGUGUACAAGAUCACCCUGCUCUGGACUCACCCCUGUCUGCCUCCUUCUCCUGGGACGCAGCCCCCAAUGAGGUGAUUGGAUGCUUGAAUAUCCUUAAGAUCUGUGUCCUCUGUGGAGUGACUGUGGUGUUUUCCAUUGCAACACUGACAAGUUUGUGUGAAAAAAAAAGACCUCAUGUGUCCUAUGUACUCAAAUAAAGGGAGAAAACAAAGAACAUUUGUGAGAAAGAAAACAAAGGAUCUGAACACACCAAGAGCAUCCGAUUUUCUGUGAAUUAUAGGCUACCCACAACAGCUUCUGUACAGAUCUUUACUGCAUGAUACAUUUCCUGAUCAGAUGGCACACUUUUUAUGGCAAAGAGUAUGCUGGGUUUUAACUGAGGGACUUUUUUGGGGGACCAGUAGUUUUGUUUAUAAGCACAUGCCACAGCACUGUUUUAAAAACUAGCUCUACUCUCUCUCACUUGUCCUCCAUGAUGUAUAUUCUACCCAGCUCACACAUUCUGUAACAUCCCCAAAUCAUAAUGCAAAACUGAUGCUAUGUGAAACUUUAGGUCUUUGUCGCGUGUUGAACGGAAUCCUUCCUCUGCCAUUUUGCAGUCGUGUCAAGUGCUACUGUGUUGCUGAAUGCUUUUAUUAGUCAUAAUGUACUCUAGUGUCAAAAUGAAUGUCUCAUGGACGGUAUGCAACAAUCAACUCAACCUCUGUUGGAGCAUAAGCCCUGAAUAACUGGAAUAAAUAAAGUCAAGGCACUUCCUGGUGUAAAAGUAUUGAAUCUAUGGGUUUAUGUUGGUGGUGUGGGCUUUUCUUGCACGUGUUACAGGUACUGUACAGCAGCUUGCUGUAUAGUAUACAUGCACCACCCAUGAUACCUUAUCAGAGACUAUAGUCUCUGUGUAAAUAUUUGA
Molecule: messenger RNA, 1836 nt
Organism: Salvelinus sp. IW2-2015
Lineage: Eukaryota; Metazoa; Chordata; Actinopteri; Salmoniformes; Salmonidae
Product: natural cytotoxicity triggering receptor 3 ligand 1-like
Cellular component (GO): plasma membrane
Source: RefSeq, a predicted model, not a curated record